AUAAAUUGAAAAACAAAAUACUGUGCAGACAGAGAGUAGAGAAGAAUCGGGAUUCGACUGCCGGUAGGGUUUAUCGUCUUUCAUCGAUUCGAGAAUGUCGGCGCCGGCGAGCACUCCGAAAUCGGAGACGGGAUCAGAAACAGAGAACACACCGAAUCCAAAUACUGACCUAACACCUCAUUCGCUGGCUCCGACCGACAACACCUCGAGUCCUCCGCUUGUUUGCGUGCUUAAAUUUGCGGGUGAUUCGGCCGCCGGUGCUUUCAUGGGCUCCAUUUUCGGCUACGGUUCUGGAUUGGUUAAAAAGAAGGGUUUUAAAGGUUCCUUUACUGAGGCUGGAUCUUCAGCCAAGACAUUUGCAAUUUUAUCUGGAGUGCACAGUUUAGUUGUUUGCUUUUUAAAGCGAUUGCGGGGAAAAGAUGAUGUUAUAAAUGCUGGAGUUGCAGGAUGCUGCACUGGCCUUGCUCUAAGCUUUCCAGGUGCACCACAGGCAUUGCUCCAGAACUGUCUGACGUUCGGGGCAUUCUCAUUUAUAAUCGAAGGUCUCAACAAGCAACAACCGGCACUUGCGCUACCAUUCUCUAAAGCUAUCAAUCUUCACCACCACCACCACCACCAUGUGAUUCCUCCUCUGUCACUCCCCCUGCCAAAUCAACUAAUGCAGUCCUGGUCGUCGUUUCUCCAAUCCACAAGAAAAUAAAUAAGGCUAAUGCAUAUAUCUUUUGGAUUAAUCAACUGGAGAGUGCUAAUCAUAGGCCUUGGAUCAGUUCUUGCAAAUAAUAGGGUAUCGUUUUACAGCCUUUGAGUUUUCAAUUUGGUGGAGCCUCAAAUUAUGCAGGUGAUGUUAUGUUAAUUUUAGCUUAUGGAUAUUUUAUGCAAAAGAUGUUAAGGUUUUCAUUUGCGCAUGCUUUAUGCUGAUCUUUUACGGCUGAGGGAUUUAGAUGAGAUCGAACACAUAAUAGCAUCUCUGUCGAUUUUAGAUUUUAGAUUUGAGAUUUUAUUUUAUUUUAAAAUAAAAAAUAGAUAUUUGAUC
Molecule: messenger RNA, 1033 nt
Organism: Andrographis paniculata
Lineage: Eukaryota; Viridiplantae; Streptophyta; Magnoliopsida; Lamiales; Acanthaceae
Product: chloroplastic import inner membrane translocase subunit TIM22-2-like
Exons: 6
Coding region: 95-700 (201 amino acids)
Biological process (GO): protein insertion into mitochondrial inner membrane; protein targeting to chloroplast
Cellular component (GO): TIM22 mitochondrial import inner membrane insertion complex; chloroplast envelope
Molecular function (GO): transmembrane protein transporter activity
Source: RefSeq, a predicted model, not a curated record